CCAGUUUGUAGACAAGGCUUGUGGGGCUGAGGAGCCUAGAGGAACACACUUGGAACCUGGAGGCUGCAGGACCAGGACUGAAAGAGGACUAGGGAUCUGCGACACCUGGGGAAGGCCAAGGAAAUCCGACCUGAGGAGAAAGGAGGAACUGGGGAGGUGAGGAUAGUCUUCAAGGAGAAUGAACCCCACGCUGGGCCUGGCCAUUUUUCUGGCUGUUUUCCUCACUGUGAAAGGUUUCCUGAAGCCAAGCUUCUUGCCAACCAAUUAUGAAACUUUGAGCCAGGCCCAAAGGCAGAAGGAAAGAAUGGCAGCCAAGAAGCUUACAAGGCAGAACAUGGAUUUUGGCUUCAAGUUGCUUAAGAAGCUGGCCUCUAACAACCCUGGCAGGAACAUCCUUCUAUCCCCCUUGAGUAUCUCUACAGCUUUCUCCAUGCUGUGCCUGGGUGCCCAAGACAGCACUCUGGAUGAGAUCAAGACGGGGUUCAACUUCAGAAACAUGCCAGAAAAAGAUCUUCAUGAGGGCUUCCAUUAUAUCAUUCGCGAGCUGAACCAGAAUACUCAAGAUCUCAAGGUGAGCAUUGGAAACACCAUGUUCAUUGAUCAGAGGCUGCAGCCACAGAGUAAAUUUCUGGAAGAUGCUGAAAACUUUUACAGUGCUGAAACCAUCCGCACCAACUUUCAGAACUUGGAAAAUACUCAGAAGCAGAUCAAUGACUUUAUCAGUCAGAAAACCCAUGGAAAAAUUAACAACCUGAUCAAAACUAUAGACCCUGGCACUGUGAUGCUUCUUACAAAUUAUAUUUUCUUUCAAGGCAAGUGGCGACAUGAGUUUGAUCCAAAUCUAACUAAAGAGGAAGAUUUCUUUCUGGAGAAAAACAACACAGUGAAGGUGCCCAUGAUGUUCCAUAGUGACAUGUACCAAGUUGGCUAUGAUGAUAAGCUCUCUUGCACCAUCCUGAAAAUACCCUACCGGAAAAAUAUCACAGCCAUCUUCGUCCUUCCUGAUGAGGGCAAGCUGAAGGACUUGGAGGAGGGCUUGCAGGUGGAUAUUUUCUCCAGAUGGAAAACAUUACUGUCACGCAGGGUCGUAGAUGUGUCUGUGCCCAGACUCUACAUCACAGGCACCUUUGACCUGAGGAAGACCCUUUCCUACAUGGGUGUCACCAAAAUCUUCGAGGAGCAUGGUGAUCUCACCAAGAUCUCCCCUCGUCGCAGCCUGAAAGUGAGCGAGGCUGUGCACAGGGCAAUGCUGAAGAUGGAUGAGAGGGGCACGGAGGGGGCCGCAGGCACCGGAGCACAGACUCUGCCCAUGGAGACACCGCUCGUCGUCAAGAUAAACAAACCCUAUCUUCUACUGAUUUAUGACGAGAAAAUACCUUCUGUGCUCUUCCUGGGAAAGAUUGUUAACCCUACUGAAAAAUAAAGGAGCAAGAUAGACAAACCCUAUCUGCUACUGAUUUACGACGAGAAACUAUCUUCCAUGCUCUUCCUGGGAAAGAUUGUUAACUCAAUAAAGGUGAAUUCCUGCUUGCUGCAGACUCUGAACAUG
This is a messenger RNA of Saimiri boliviensis boliviensis (Bolivian squirrel monkey), 1549 nucleotides long. RefSeq names its product serpin family A member 12 (gene SERPINA12). Gene Ontology annotation, molecular function: serine-type endopeptidase inhibitor activity. Lineage: Eukaryota; Metazoa; Chordata; Mammalia; Primates; Cebidae. The record is from RefSeq and is a predicted model, not a curated record.